CCGCAUAUUCCAUGUGACUCAGUCAUCCUUCCACAUCCACGUCACACCCACUUCCUCCUGCGCUGUAAGGCUGCGGCUGGUGACUGAGGUCCUCUGGAGUUGGUUCACGCCCACUAGACAGACUCUUCGUAUUUUCGAGGUGUCUCUGUGCCUUGUUUCCUGUUCUUCCGGAAACCCUAGGUGCUUUUGAGAAUCCUGCCUGGUUUACAGGAUAAGGGGAUCUCUCCAGUCCAACUGCCUUGUUCAAACGACUCUGAGACUGUCUCAGCGCUAGCUUGCAAUUUUUGGACUGUCAGGAAUAUUUUUUCGUCGAGCUUUUCUUCUUGCGUUGUAUCUUGUUUACGUUGAGGACGAAAGCUUGUUCGCAAGAAACGGCUACGAGGCUAGAACCGGUUCGCAAGAAACGGCUGCGAGGCUAGAACUGUGGCAUGCGCAUGGCUCCUUCGCCUACUCUCCAGCUGCUGCAGACCAGCCAUAACACCUCCCCCACCAUCAUCCCCACCUCAAUCCUGAAGCCUGAGACUGAGAUUUCAACCAAGCCCGAACCAUCAACCACAUCCUCCUCGUUCAACUUCUUCAGUUCGCCUUCCGCGUUUUCCGCCGCCGUCUCCUCCUCGCGUUCCGAGGCUCUCCCGCAGCAAGCGGCGUUCGCCUGCAAGUUAAACCCGCACAUGGGAUGCAACUCGCCUGACCGCUCCGCCAUUUCUUACAACUCCUCUCACCCUUUUUUGCUUCCCCAGCAGCAGGAUCAAGCAAGGCUUCAUCCACAGCAGCAACAGCAGCCACAGCAGCUACAGCCGCUACAACCGUUACAGCAGCACAUGCAGCAGGACCACUCGCAUCGCGAUUCGCCGCAGCCUUUUUUUGCGAAGGAGGAGCCUCGCUCGCCGUCGUUCGGCGCCGGUAUGCCUGCGAACGACAGGGAGUUGACUCCCACCUUUGUCUUCCUGAGCCCGUCGCCGAGCCUCGAACAGUCGCAGCAACAAUCGCAGCAGUCGCAGGACGAAUCACAGCGCUCCAACAAGCAGCAUAGGUCGUCUAGCGCUCCGUGCGUUCGUCCCAUUCGCGAGUUCGCAGGCGACGCCGGCGACGGCGACGGCGACGUCGAUUCCAAGCCCGUCGUGCGAAUGCCGCUAGAGGCAGUUGGCGAGGCGAGCAGCGGCGGUUCACCCGGUAACGGCGCUAUCGUCCCCGUCGUGACCUCGCGAUCUAGCGCACAUGACGUAGCUGCCUUCGAGCCCGUUAGCGUAUGGGGUAACUCCUCCUUAGAAGAAGCAGAUCCCGACAUCUGGCGAUUAAUCCAGGGGGAGAAGCGGCGCCAGCGGAGCUGCCUGGAGUUAAUCGCCUCGGAGAAUUUCACCUCGCAGGCGGUUCUCGAGGCGUUAGGGAGUCCGCUAACGAACAAGUACUCGGAAGGGAUGCCCGGCGCGCGGUACUACGGCGGGAACCAGUGGAUCGACGCGGUGGAGACUCUGUGCCGCGAGCGCGCGCUCGCGGCGUUUCAUCUCGACCCGCAACGGUGGGGAGUGAACGUACAGCCGUACUCUUGCACGUCCGCGAAUUUCGCGGUUUACACGGCGCUCCUGUCGCCAGGAGAUCGGAUCAUGGGAUUAGAUCUGCCGUCCGGGGGGCAUCUGAGCCACGGGUUCUACACCAACGGCGGGAAAAAGGUUUCGGGCGCGUCGAUUUACUUCGAAACGCUUCCUUAUAAGGUGAACCCCGUUACUGGAUUAGUGGACUACGAGCGCAUGGAGGAGAAGGCGCAGGAGUACCGCCCGCGCCUGCUGGUGGUAGGCGGAAGCGCCUACCCGCGCGAGUGGGACUUCGCGCGGUGUCGCAAGAUCGCGGACAAGUGCGGCGCGAUUCUCAUGUGCGACAUGGCGCAUAUCAGCGGACUCGUCGCCGCGCAGGAGUGUAACAGCCCUUUUGAUUUCGCCGACGUGGUUACCAGCACGACGCACAAGACUCUCCGGGGGCCCAGAGGCGGCCUCGUCUUCUACCGUCGCGGCCCGAUCGUCUUCCCCCGCAGCGCCGCCGCCGCUUCCGCCACUAUGGGCGCGGCCGGCGUAGCCGGCGCAACCGGUGCCGGUACAAGUGGUGGGGAAGCUGCGAGUAACAACGGUGGCGCGUCGACAUCAGGCGGGAGCACCGGGCGAUGUUGUUGUGGCAAUAGCAGCUGUUGUAAAAAUGGCGCCGCGGGAAGCGGAGGGGGUGGAGGGGGAGGGGGAGCAGCGGCAGGGGUAGCGGGAGCUUCGCCUCCGCCGUCAGCGCAGGUGCCGGUGUACGAUCUGGAGGACCGGAUCAACUUCGCGGUGUUCCCGUCCAUGCAGGGCGGCCCGCACAACAACCACACGGCCGCUCUCGCCGUCUCGCUCAAGCAGGCGGGGUCCCCCGCGUUCCGCGCCUACAUGAUCCAGGUGAAGCGCAACGCCAGGGCCUUAGCAGCAGCGCUGACGCGGCGCGGCUGUCGCAUUGUGACGGGCGGCACGGACAACCACCUGCUGCUGUGGGACCUGCGGCCGCUGGGGCUGACGGGCGGGCGGUUUGAGAAGGUGUGCGAGCUGUGCAGCAUCACGCUUAACAAGAACGCCGUCUUUGGGGACAACUCCGCCCUUCCUGGCGGCGUGCGCGUUGGCACUCCAGCCAUGACCACGCGUGGCUGCAAGGAAGCAGACAUGGACCGCAUCGCCGAUUUCCUCGUCAGAGCCGUGCAGAUUGCCCAGCGCUCGCUGCACUCGCAGCGCCUGCAGCUCUCCCUCUCGCCCUCCCCCUCGGGCUCGCCUUCUCCCCCUGGUACCGGGAUGCUGUCUGUUCCCACCUCUAAUGGCGGCGGUGUUGCUAGUGCAGGUCCGGCUGCUGGUGCUGGUGCUGCUUCUGGUGGUGGUGCUGCUACUGUUUCUGCUGCUAUGGGGCCUGGGGGAAAGAGUGGGGCGCAGAUUAUCGGAGGGAAGAGGUCGCGGAGUGUAAUGGCGGCAGCAGCAGUGGCAGCAGGAGCAGGGGCGUUGGAUCAGCUGGCUGAUUCGGGUGAAGUGCAGGAGCUCCGGGCAGCUGUGGAAAAGUUUGCAGAGAAGUUUGACAUGCCCGGGGAGAGGAUGCCGAGAAGAUGUGAUGAUGGAGAGGAGAGGGUCAAGUUGGAAGAUAAAUCCGCCUUCUCCACUCAUGGACAAUGAUGUAUGAUGGACAAGAUGGUGAUAUAGGGGCAUGUUGCACGGAGCAAACGUAUCAGGGAAUGGAAGCGAGCAAGCUGAGGUGAUGAUGUAGGCUCGGCGUUCAAGAGGAUUUCUUCUGGCGCUUUUCCCAAUUUUGGCCAUACUAAGGUCUCUUCAGUCCUAGUGCAUGAACCUCUCGUUGCUGCACGCAUAAAGCUCUUGUUCAGUAUUCGCUUGUACCAUGAUGUCUUCUGAAUGCCUGUACAUGGUGAGCUUUGAUGAUGUG
This is a messenger RNA of Closterium sp. NIES-67, 3435 nucleotides long. Lineage: Eukaryota; Viridiplantae; Streptophyta; Zygnematophyceae; Desmidiales; Closteriaceae. The record is from the annotation of a GenBank genome assembly.